Molecule: messenger RNA, 1926 nt
Organism: Vigna angularis (adzuki bean)
Lineage: Eukaryota; Viridiplantae; Streptophyta; Magnoliopsida; Fabales; Fabaceae
Product: protein CHUP1, chloroplastic
Exons: 5
Coding region: 113-1390 (425 amino acids)
Biological process (GO): chloroplast organization
Cellular component (GO): chloroplast outer membrane
Source: RefSeq, a predicted model, not a curated record
GGGCAUCCUUGCAGAUUUAACUCUUACAUACCAACCUUACUUCAAAAGCAAGACCAAAUUUAGAAGAAUAACAAGCUAUCAAAUUGGUAAGCAUAUUAUAGCUAUCUUUCUGAUGAGAGAAGGAGAGACAAUGCUACAGGGAGAGAAUGAGUCUGAGAUCACUUCUCUCAAGAAAAAACUUGAAGUUCACAUGGCAAGGGACGAGUUACUACAGAAGGAAAACCAGGAACUCAGAGAAGAAGUUGGCCGCUUAAAGUCACAGGUAAUUUCACUUAAAGCACACAACUUGGAGAGAAAAUCAGUUCUGUGGAAGAAGAUACAAAAAUCCAUCGAUGGCAACAACAAUUCAGAACCAAUUCAACUUAAAGCAUCAUCACCAGUUCAGGUAAUCACAUGUGAAAAGAGUUCAGAAAAUGCAAAUAUACAUACAAAUCCAGAUUUUCAAGAAUCAGCACCUAGAAAAGAAAAACCAGCAAUAGUACCAGCUCCUCCACCCAGACCUUCUGCUGCCCUCCUUCUUCCUCUUCAUAAAAAAGAGAAAGUACUUAAAAUGCAGCCAAUAGCACCACCACCACCUCCAACACCACCAAAAUUAUCGUUAGUUGGGCUAAAAGCGGUGCGCCGUGUGCCUGAAGUAAUAGAGUUGUAUCGUUCCCUUACACGAAAGGAUGCUAACAUGGAAAACAAAAUACAUUCCAAUGGAAUUCCCACAAUAGCAUUCAGCAGAAACAUGAUUGAGGAAAUUGAAAACCGCUCAACAUAUCUGUCAGCUAUAAAAUCAGAAGUUCAAAGACAAGGGGAGUUCAUCAGUUUCUUAAUUAAGGAGGUAGAGUCUGCUUCAUUUGCAGAUGUUUCUGAGGUGGAAACGUUUGUGAAAUGGCUCGAUGGGGAACUAUCUUCGUUGGUGGAUGAGAGGUCAGUGCUAAAACAUUUUCAGCAGUGGCCAGAACAAAAAGUAGAUGCAAUGAGGGAAGCAGCUUGUAACUACAGAGAUCUGAAGAACCUUGAAUCUGAAGUUUCAUCCUAUGAGGACAAUCCCAAAGAGCCAUUGUGUCAGACAUUGAGAAAGAUACAAGCACUGCAAGACAGGUUGGAGAGAAGUGUGAGUGCUAAAGAGAGGAUGAGGGAGAGUAUUAGCAAGCGAUACAGGAAUUUCCAUAUCCCUUGGGAGUGGAUGUUGGACUCAGGUCUUAUUGGUCAGAUGAAGCUAAGUUCAUUGAGACUGGCAAAGGAAUUCAUGAAACGGAUAGCCAAGGAAAUAGAGUCAAAUGAACUUUUGCAGGAAGAUAACCUCUUUGUACAAGGAGUUAAGUUUGCAUUCAGAGCACACCAGCCUUUCAGUUUGCAGGUGGCUUUGAUCCUGAGACCAUACAAGCAUUUCAAGAACUGAAGAAGAUUGGUUGUGCUAUACCAAGCUAUAGUAAUCUGAUUAAAUGCCCCAAACUUGUUAAAACUUGCCAUAAACCUGUAUCUUAACUUAAAUUGUCUUCCCUUAAUUAUUUGAUGCAUACAUAUCAGCAGUGGAAUUAAUAAAAUGUAUAUGCUCCUCUCUGUAUUUCCUAAAGCAUUGCCUACUUUUGGCUGGUAGGUACAUGCUUUCUUAAUUAUGGAAGAGAUAAAUCCUCAUUGGAGUGUCUUUGUGCUUCACAAAGUAAACCAUUCCCUAAAUGAAGACCAUAUAAUACUCAAUAUAUAGGCUGCAUAGGACCAUAUGGUUAGCCAUAAAGGCUUAAUGAAUGAAAAGAAAUGAAGAGCAAUUGAGAGCAACUGAAUGUGUGUAUUACCUAUCUUCAUCAUCAAAGUGGAAUACUUCUCCACUAAUGACUGGAAAAGGUGACUAAGUAGUGUGUCACUGUAAUCAACCAUUUUAUGCCCACCAAAAUAAACUCUAUAUCAAGCAUAUUUUAGAUUUCCGUAUUUAAGUGU